Molecule: messenger RNA, 680 nt
Organism: Puma concolor (puma)
Lineage: Eukaryota; Metazoa; Chordata; Mammalia; Carnivora; Felidae
Source: RefSeq, a predicted model, not a curated record
UUUGACUCUGAGCUCUGUUCCAGUCCCCAGAGGGCAGCUGGCAUUUGCUGAGCACCAGGGAGACAACCAAGCAGGACAUGUGGCUGCUCCCGGUUCUGUUCCUUCUUGUCAUCCAGGGCCACUUCUGCACCUGUGAGGGAAAAAAGGUGAGAGGCACAUUGGGGGGCACACUGACUGUGCGCUGUGCAUACGGUCCGGGAUGGGAAUCCUACAAGAAGUGGUUGUGUCGCGGGAAUGACUGGGAUUCCUGCAACAUCCUUGUGAAAACCACUGGGUCAGAGCAACUAGUGAAGAAGGGCCAAGUGUCCAUCCAGGACAAUCACAGCCGACGCACAUUCACCAUGACCUUGGAGGAUCUCCAGCAGGACGACGCAGACACUUACUGGUGUGGGAUCGAGCAAUUUGGCACUGACGUGGGGAUCGAAUUUUCCGUGAUUGUCAAUCCAGCCCCUGAUCCAACAGACUCUCCCAAGCCUGUAGCGAGAACAAGGCUGCCGAGUUGGACUUCCUCUCGUCCAUUUCCCCAGGGCAUCAACAGCAGCCAGCCCAUGGAUUUGAAUAGCCCGCUAACCAGCUCUCCUCGGGACACUCUCACAGGGACCCCCAUUGGCCCCCCUGAUGUUUCCUCUGCUGGGGAGAAACAGCGAGGUCUGCGCUGGGCCCCCUCUUUGUUCCUCUGA